Molecule: messenger RNA, 3367 nt
Organism: Osmia bicornis bicornis
Lineage: Eukaryota; Metazoa; Arthropoda; Insecta; Hymenoptera; Megachilidae
Product: growth arrest-specific protein 1-like
Exons: 9
Coding region: 1833-2609 (258 amino acids)
Biological process (GO): regulation of cell cycle
Source: RefSeq, a predicted model, not a curated record
GUGUUUAAAGAUCGACUAUGGAGAUUACAUUUGAUCUUCAUGGAACGUGAGUUAUCGCUCAAGUAUCUCUGCACGCAUAUCUCACGAUCUAGGUAUUCCAUAGAUCUUUCAUGCUUCAUCAAAAUUUGCUAAUCUACAUCUCCCAUCACGUUUCCUGUAUAACAGGAAGCUGAUUUUCAUUCUUAUCAGAUUGAAGUUUCAAUUUCAAUAGUUCAAAUUAAACAAGACUAAGUCGAGAACAUUUAUCUAGGAUGUUCUAAGCAAACUAAGGCACGCGCUUUCGUCGACUCGUUAAUUCGGAAACAAAUAGCCCUUCUCAACCAAGGACUUGGAUAAAAUAGUAAACACAUAGUAAACAUCUAUAAUCAGUAGAAGACUUUGAUAAGAAUUAUCAAUAAUUUGAACUACUUCAUUCUGUGUAAUGAAUAAAUAGAAAAAGAAAUAAGAGGUGUAUGGGUUCACAGUUUAGUCUGUUCCUGAGCUCUCAUUCUACCAGCAGAAUCGAUUAACCGGUUCAAUUUGUACUCAAACAGCUAAUCUUCUUUGCGCUGUCCUCUGCUUCACGUUCAAAGGAGUGAAGUUGAGUUGAGAGUCACAGGAGCCCGGUGAACGCUGGUGGUAGGGAAUAGAAGUAGUAAGGGGGCCUGAAAGGGAGCCCGAUGGAAGGUCGGCACAGGAAGAAGGAGAAACGUAAGAAAGAACGGAACGCAUCUAAAUGCUGGACUGUUCGACGUCGCUCUGAGAAAGGUACGAGUGAGGACGGGGGAAAAGAGGGUAGUGUUGGAACCAGGCUGGUGUCUCAAUCAGCCAAGCAGGUUGGGGCACCAUGGACCACUGUGGGUGGAGGAUAGAGCUAGCAAUGGCAGUGAAACGACCUUGCGAUGGGAACAAGUUUUUCUCUGUAGUAAAUCCUGGUCUGAUCAGGACUUAAGUCUAUCAGUAGUCCUUUCGGUCCCGGGCCAGUGGCGAGUAGCAGGGAGGGGGGAAAAGAGCGGCGCGCGCAACUUCUCGACACAGCGGGGCAAGCCGUCACAACUCAAUCUAGUGUCUCGGUAAUCGUGCAAGAGGAAGGAGGUUUUUUCUUUUCUCUCUUUCUGAACAGUGUGUUAUAAUUCUUGACACGGAAUCGCAGUUUUCAUUGGUGGAUUAGCUUGUACCUAGAAUCCUAAGCUACAUCUAUCUCUGCUGUUGGAACAAUGUGAUUGUUUGCAAGCAUACGCCGGUCGAGACGUUUCAAUGUUUGCCCUCGUGUUUGUUCGAAAUGAGAUUUAAACCGGAGUGCAAAGUAAAGUUGAUCAUCACUGAGGGUCUAUAGGGCUGGCCAUCUGUCCCUCGUUGCCACGUCUGCGACGUCUUGGUGGUCCAUUUUGGGGCUGGUGCGCAACAGCAUCGGCACUAGCGCUGGCAAUGAAGCGCUCUCAGGUAGAAUCUGCCCUCCUCCGUCUUCCCCCCCCUCCACUUCUUUCUCUCACUAUCGUGUGCACGCUGACGCACGUGCUCUCUUUCACCCCCUCCCUUAUACGCUCGUUUCUUUUUUACUGGUAUCAGUUGAAAGCAGUGGAGAGACAGUAGUAGAGCGGGAGAACGUUCAACCGUGUUAUUCUGAUAGAAAUCCUAACGGAAUCCGCAAGCAUUUCGUCGCGUGGAGUACAAUGCCCGGAUUAGAAUUUAUAUUGUAAAUGAAAAUAUAUCAUCGAGUAUGUAACAGCAUAUGAAACACUCGUUCGAUAAACAUGCCACUAUCAAAUUACUGAGAAUACAAAGCUAUCCUCGCAGGGUUCUGUGAAUGAAAAUUAUGCACGCAGUAGGAUAAAUAAACAAUUAUCAGAAAGAUGUCACGUUGGUUCGAUCUGUCGAGCAUGCUCCUAAUGGGUAUGGUGUUGAUUAGUUCAAUAGUGUGGAAUGCGGCUAAAAGUUCGAUCAUGAGAUGCGAGGACGCGAAACUAAAAUGUGCUUACAGAAUAGGCUGUGGUACUGCUCUACAGCACUAUCUUACGGGCUGUGCACCCGUUCUCCAAGGCAAUGAUUGUUCUGAGACCUGCCAACAUGCCCUUAUUGCUCUUACAAGCACCGAUGAGGGCAAAGAACUUAUGACAUGCGAAUGCGAAGACGAGUUGUGCCUGCAGUCAAAACAGAGAGUAGAAAUAUGCAGAUCCUCGGUGACAAUGGCAAUGAACAGGACAAAAGUGUCCUGUAGAAUAGCAACAUGGAUUUGUAAUGCGGAUGCUCUUUGUCAAACUGCACUUGCAUAUUAUAAUAGAUUCUGCAAGAGCAUGUUCCAAGGACGAAAAUGUACCAGACGGUGUAGGAAUUCGAUAAAUAUUUUAACGAGACAAGAAAAGGCUGCGAAAUUAAAUACAUGCCAAUGUGAUGGUUUUGAGGAGUAUGACUGCAAGGGAAUUCAUCGAAAUAUGAAUCUCUUGUGUUUUGGAAAGAUCCACCAUGGUUACCGAGAUGUGAACGUCGAUGACGAUAAAAGGAAUGAAUUUCUACGACCAAAUAUAAGUCUUAGAGGAGACGGUGUUCAAACACUUAUCGACAGACGGUUAUUUUUACUUAUUUUUAUAAUUUAUUAUAUAUUUAAAAUAAGACAAGGCAAGUGUACCUAAUUGUAUCAUUAAUAAUUUGUAAAUUUUUAGUGUACAUAACAGUAAUUAAUAUUUUACUUAUAUAUUUGUUUCAGACUGAUGAUCCAGAAAAAAAAAGACAGAAAAAUCUCCAAAAAGAUAACAGUAUUUCAUGAAACCAAUUACCAAAGAUCUUUAUCAAUUUUCUUAACCAUCAAUUUGAACAAUAAUGAAUUACUUGUAUUUUAUUAAUAAUUUAGAAACUUCAUUGUCGUACCGAAGAGCUGAAUUUUCUAUUAAAUUUUCCGGUUUUUUUUUGAUAAAAUUUUGUACAAACGACAAAAUAGAAAAUAGGGGAAGAAUCUUGUACAGUAGAAACAUUGUAUAGUGUAUUAUAGCAAAUGUAACUGAAUGAUUCGUUACAAGUAUUUAGUUAUAAAUGAAUUUUAUUUAUGAAGGCAUAAUCAUGUAAAUAUCUACACGCCAGAAGAUGAUGUUCUUGUUUCUUUUCCUGAGUACUUGGAUAUGUGGUCAAUUCAAUUUUUAAUUACACAUCAUUAAUACUUCAUUAAUAUUUCAGAUAUAAAAAAGCUUAAAAGACUGUUAUAAUAUAAAAUGAAAAUGGAUAUAAAUUAUUUACUAUGUAAUUAAAUAUAAAUAUUUGCUCAAUUAGCAUUCUGAAUGGUAAAUUCACAGAGGCUUUAAAUCUGUGUUCAAAUAUUAGAUAUUAUUGACAAUAAUGAAGAUUAAUGUUUAUUGUGUAAAUAAAGUAUAUAAUAAGCGUAUGUAUAAUUGUAAAA